AUGGCCGGGGAGGCCGUUAGACAGCUCGAUACGAGCCAGGAGGGCUACUCCAUCCGGGAUUUGAUCCUCAAAACCCCUUUAUUAUUGAGAGAUUCAGUCGAGAUUGAAAUCCUCACGACCCUGAAACAGUUACGCAUCUCUGAUAUCGCUGACUCAGAAUGGUAUACGUUUUCCAUCAUGUCACACGACAGUACGGACGACAGUUGGGUCAAACAUUGCCAUGGGGUGGUCAGAGCCGGGGUCGAACACGCACCUAAAUUUCGGGAGAUCAAGCCGUAUGCCAGGUCUGUUGAUGUUGACAGAUGCUAUAGGAUGUUUGAGCGGCUUGGCUUUGCUUACGGCGAGAUUUUCCGGGGCAUUCGAAGCGUUUCUCUCCAUCCGACAGAGCCUAGGGCAUCAGGAACAGUAGUAGACAUGGACGAUAAACUCUCUAAUUACCCUCUCCACCCAGCCACUAUGGACAGUCACUUGCAGAUGUUCCACAUACUCACAGCCAAAGACCAGAAUUCCUCAAUGGGAACUAUCAUUCCGGCAGUCAUGAGUGAGGUCUACGUGGGAGGAAGUGCACCCCAGCUCAGCUUCGAGGGCGGAGUUACCAAAGCGAGCUCGGGUCAAUCCCUUGGGGAUAUCGUUGGCACUGCCAGAAACAAGAUACUCUUCUCCGUCUCCGGCCUCGUGGGAUUCCCCCUCAGCCUCACCCAGGGCUUCGAGGCGUCGCAACAGCUAUGCUCCCAAAUCAGAUGGAUGCCAGAUAUUGAUAUGGUCGCACCGAAUACCUUGCUUCGUGGUGAUCAGGAUGUUGAGCAGGAUCAGCUGUGGCAAGAUGCCAACAGAGUGUGUGAGCUGUGUAUCAUGGAGACGUAUGAACGUUUAAAAGAGGUUACCCCCGUCAAUGAUCAUCUGCGCAGAUGGCAACAAUGGAUCACAGCCGAGGCCAUCAGACUGCGUCAACAGGAUGAUUCUGAUCAGCCGGAGUCAGAGACAGGUGCCAGCAUGAGGUCGCGGCAGGAGACGAUAUCCCGAAUCUUGUCGGACUACGCGAAUACAAGAGGCACUCAGUCGAUUCUGUUCAAAUGCAUCGGCCAGAUCAUGGAAAACUGUGAUAGUAUUGUCCUUGGGGAGGUUUCAGCCCUCGAUGUGCUCGAGGUCGAGGGUCGGCUCGAAGAAUACAACGAAUGGAUGCAAUCUCAGUGUGAUUGGACCUAUUUUCUGUCACUCUUCGGUCAUUCAAACCCGACUAUUCGCGUGCUAGAGAUCGGAUCUGGGACUGGAGCUUCAACAAAAGCCAUAUUGCAACACCUUCGCUCUCCUGAAGGCAUACGGCAUUAUUCUCAAUACACGGUGACGGAGACAUCCGAAGCGUCCCUCAAGGCGGUCCAGAAGACCUUGGAGCAUAACGAAGGCAUGACCUAUACAUUGCUCGAUAUCUCUGUCCAGCCUGAGACACAAGGAUUUGAUCCGCAAAGCUAUGACUUGAUUAUUGCUUCUAAUUUGUACACGACGCCGCGACUCGGGACAGCCCUACAGCAUAUACGCCAGCUGCUAGCCCCGAACGGUCGAUUGUUACUUCAUGAACUUUGCCCUGAAACACUGAUCACCGAGUACUUGAUGGGGUCUCUCAUUCAAUGGUCAUCAGCGGAAGACUUCAGAGUAAACAAUAAACCGUAUAUAUCGCCGGAUCGAUGGGAUACAGAGCUCCGAAAUGCCGGCUUUGUUGGCGCGGAAGGGAUGGCCUACGAUGUGCCGCCUCCAUAUCAGACCUACUUCUCCAUGCUCUCUCGCGUGCCUUUCCCGCAGCCUGAGACUGAGACGUAUGAGAUAGUAACUCUGCUGAUAAUGGGCUCUCCCGGACCAUGGGCGAACGAAGUGGCAACCCGCUUUCGUGAGGUGGGCUGCGUCGUAAAUUGGGUAACGCUGCAAGACACUCCCCCAGAAAAUCGUUGGAUCAUCUCCCUUCUAGACCUGGACGGUCCAUUCCUGAAUGAUAUUUCUGAGGAACGUUAUGUUUCUCUCAAAUCCUUUUUGCUGGCAACUGACAAAUCACACGUAAUCUGGGUAACAAACAGCUCGCAGAUCGACUGUGUCGACCCUCGCUUCGGGCUGAUCCUGGGGCUGAUGCGUACCCUCCGCCAUGAGAUGACCGGCAGAUUUUCUCUGUUCGAGACUGAUUGUUACACGCAACCGGCAGCUGGGGCUCUAAUCAAAGUGUUUGAGAAGCUGCAGCGCGUAGGACAAUAUUCUGAUGCAGGAAUGGCUGAGUCCGAAUAUUCCUUCUUCCAGGGUGCGAUACACGUCGGCAGAUGCCACUGGAUGCAUACGGAGCAAAUUUCACCGCGGCCAAAAACACACUCCCCGCGGAAGCUGGAUGUCGGUUCGUUUGGCCUGAUAGACACGACACAUUGGGUGGCAGUAAAUGAUCAUCGAGGAGAUUUGGGCAAAGGCCAAAUCGAGGUCGAUAUGCAUUAUGUCGGCUUGAACUUCAGGGAUAUAUUAGUAGGAAUGGGCGCCUUUGGGAACCCCGACGAGCUCGGUCUUGAGGGUACUGGGGUCGUCAACCGCGUCGCAUCCGACGUGAAGGGUCUGCAACCAGGGGACGAAGUCAUGAUGUUAUCCGGCGGGCUUUUUCGUACUCGCGUAGUCGUGCCUGCUAGGUUCUGCCUGAAGAUCCCAGCAGGCUUGGCCAUGGAUGAUGCAGCGACGAUGACGUCCGUUUAUAUGACUGCUAUGUUUUGCCUCUGUCACCUUGGGCGCCUCCGAGAGGGCGAUUCCGUGUUAAUCCAUUCGGCUUGCGGCGGACUGGGCCUUGCAGCCAUCCAGGUUUGUCGGACGGUGGGUGCAGAAAUUUUCGCAACGGUCGGAAAUGAGGAUAAGGUUGCGUAUUUGAUCAAGGAGUUUGGAAUUCCGCGAAAUCAUAUCUUCAGCUCCCGAAACAGCGACUUCCUCCCAAAUCUGAUGGCGGAGACCCAUGGCCGUGGAGUGGACAUCGUUCUCAAUUCGCUAUCUGGGAAGCUACUGCACACUUCGUGGAAAUGUGUGGCACCUUUCGGUCGGUUCAUCGAGGUCGGGAAACGAGACUUUCUGGCCAACGGCCAGUUGGACAUGGCCCCGUUUAUUGAGAAUCGGUCCUAUAUCGGGUUCGACCUCUUCCAAAUGGGCAAGCAGAACCUCCCAGAACAUGAACAGCUGCUGCAACAGUUUCAGGACUGGUACGAUCGUGGCCAUAUCAAGCCUAUCCAACCCGUUACAAUCUUUGAGGCGCCGAAGGUGACCGACGCCUUCCGGUAUAUGCAGCAGGGCACCCACAUGGGGAAGAUAUUAAUCCGAAUGCCCUCCGAUCCAAUGGAGCUGGCCCCGACCUCCCAGCCUGCGGUAAGCUUCUCGCCCGACAAGUCAUAUCUUCUCGUGGGUGGCCUGGGUGGGGUGGGCCGUUCCGUAUCCCUAUGGAUGGCGCAGCGUGGUGCACGACAUUUGGUGAUUCUGUCCCGUUCUGCUGGACAGUCCGAUGCCGAUCUGGCAUUUAUCCACGACCUCGAAGAACAAGGCUGUCAAGUCAUUCGUGUGGCAGGAAGUGUCGCCACCGCUGCCGAUGUCGAGUCGGCUAUUGCUAGAUGUCCACGACCCCUGGCUGGGGUUCUCCAACUGUCAGCGGUUUUGAAAGACCAGAGUUUCGCCAAAAUGACCUACGAUGACUGGAAUACCUGCCUUGCCACAAAGGUUCAGGGAACUUGGAAUCUUCACCACGCUGCCUCUGGCCAGCCGCUCGAUUUCUUCGUCGUUUUCAGUUCGAUCGCCGGCAUCUGUGGCAACCACGGCCAGGCAAACUACGCCGCCGCCAAUACAUUCCUCGACAGCUUUACGCGCUACCGCCGUCACCUGGGUCUCCCAUCGGCUACCCUUGCUCUUGGAGCAGUGGAAGACUGUGGUAUCGUCAGCCGUGAUGCAAAAUUGCUGCAAGCAAUGCAAGCAGCUUCCGUACGACUUGUCAGAGAGGACGAGCUCCUGGAAGGUCUAGAGCUGGCAAUACGCCAAUGCAAUUCUCCACCAACCUCUAUCAAUCAAGGUAUAACAUCAGACGCUUGUAUAAUCGGCCUCGGAAAUACCCGUACAACCAGCGAUCCUACAGUCCGGACAGCGUGGGUGCCUUCCGACUCACGAUUCUCCGUCUACGCCAACAUCGAGAUGAAGGAAGGACAGAGCGCAACAGCCGGCGGUGCAGCAAUCAAAGAGCUCCUGCGGAGGGUCGACCAGAACCCGGCCAUGCUGAUUGAGCCCGAGGUGGAGAACAAUUUGACAUACGAAUUGAGCAAGCACCUGGCAAGACAUAUGCCGCGAGCUGCUGAGAUGUCCACGGAGGAGAUUGUAGAGAUGCCUAUUGACUCGCUUAUGGCGGUGGAGAUUCAGCGCGGGUUGCGAAGCGAUCUCAAUUGGGAUAUUAGUAUGGUGGAGAUUGCGAAGAUCGGGAAGGUUGGAAGGUUGGCGGAAGCCGCUGUUCAGCAUUUGAAGGAGAAGUAUGGACUUGUGAAGGAAGGGAAGUAG
Messenger RNA from Aspergillus tubingensis, 4536 nucleotides. Its product is annotated as KR-domain-containing protein. Gene Ontology annotation, biological process: fatty acid biosynthetic process; secondary metabolite biosynthetic process. The record is from RefSeq and is a predicted model, not a curated record. The coding region runs from base 1 to 4536 and encodes 1511 amino acids. Gene Ontology annotation, molecular function: oxidoreductase activity; fatty acid synthase activity. NCBI's taxonomy places the organism in Eukaryota, Fungi, Ascomycota, Eurotiomycetes, Eurotiales, Aspergillaceae. The transcript has 8 exons.